AUGUAAUAAGAAUUAUUAUUGCCUGAAGAUAUAGAAGAUAAGAGACAAUUAAUAAUAGUCUUAGAAUAAGCACCAUUAGAGAUAGCAACAAUAAGACAGUAGGUAGUUUUACUCAAUGCUGACGAACAUAAAAAUUACAUCAAUUAAACUUUGAAUAAAGAUUAUUCACUUUAUAGACCUGAUAUUUUGCACCAUUGCUUACUUAGUUUAUUAGAUUCUCCCUUAAACAAGGCUGGGAAAUUAAAAAUUUACGUUCACACAGCCUAAAAUGUUAUACUUGAUAUUAGCCCUAAAUUAAAAGUACCAAGAACUUAUCAAUCAUAUGCUGCAUUAUUUGCAUAAGCAUUGCAUAAAUUGAGAGUUAGAGCAGUAGAAAGUUCAGAAACCUUAAUUAAAGUUAUCAAAAAUCCUAUUACAGAUCAUUUACCAAGUGAAGCCCUUAAAAUAGGUACAUCUACACAAGCUAAACUAAUUGAUAUAAAAUAAUUUGUAAAAUCUCAUAAAUAAUUUUAUUAAUAGAUAAAAUAACCAAACCUCAAUCAAAAUAAACCAAUAGUUUAUGUUAUUGGAGCUGUUUCUAAAGGUAAUCCUGGAAUGGAAGCUCAAUAUAUAGAUGAAUGCAUCUGUAUUUCAUAAUAUUCUUUGAGUGCUGGAUAUUGUUUAUAAAGAAUUUCUAAUGCCUAUGAAGAACUUUGGAGUAUUAAAUGA
Messenger RNA from Paramecium sonneborni, 708 nucleotides. NCBI's taxonomy places the organism in Eukaryota, Ciliophora, Oligohymenophorea, Peniculida, Parameciidae. The record is from the annotation of a GenBank genome assembly.